UUUAAUUCCAGCGCGAAGUUCAUGUGGUCCAGUCAAUGCCCGUCACUCCAUCGAGUCAAUUGAUGAUACGUUUCAAAACGAUUCGUGGACACUGCACGUUGAUGUGCCUUCUGGUUGGUUGUCAUGACCUGUCUCUCAGAUCUCGCAGAUUAUAGUAUUUUCUUUCCCUGUAUGCUCAGGAACUACUUGAACGUCAGAUUCUCACGAUGUUCCGGCAUAUGUGCUUCAUUCGAUGACCGCACUCUUUGAGUACUUUCAAUACGUUAUCUAUCAAACCACGGUAGAGGUGAGAGUGUUUGCAAGAUCAGCUGGCCGUUGGAGUAGGGCUUAUUCGAUUCGGAAUCUUGAUGCCAAAGUCAUGUAUGUCUCGCAGUCAAAUCGGACGCCCUUCGAAGUCGAGGGCCUCGAAUUACGCGAGCCAGUGAUAGCGUUUAGCGGGGAAGCACAGCGCUCUUUGGCUGAUCCCCUGCAAGAGGUGACUACGCUGCGAAAUCGGAUUGCUUUCAAUGACGCCUGUAAGUUGGUCAUGGUGGGCGGCCGUGGAGCCGGACAGUCAACUCUUGCCGAAACGGUCGUUGAAACCAUUUAUCCUGGGAAGUUCGUGAAAAUCACAAUCCCGCCUGCCAGCAUCGACGCCGUCGUAUCCGUCUUCCAGCCGCAAUCUCGGCAACUCGAUAGGACGAUAAACAUCCGCCAGGCAGCUGAACUACAUUUCGCCUUGAUCCAAGUCGUCAAAUACGGCUGCUAUCGAUGCACAGGAGAACGACGCAUCAUAGCGCAUGAGAUUCAGACUAUGGGGAAGACCUCACUAAACGGUUUCCGAGGAAAGGAUCCGCUGGUGGAAUUAUUCUCGCAAGCUCUUACGCUCCUCAAUACUUGGAGGCAGGACAUCCUCCUGCCUCCAAAGAUUGGGGAGAUGGCAAGUUUUAUGUCUCGCGACCAUUUGGACGCAACGGCGUCAUUUCGGUUUGAGGACCCUCGUGCCAUGAUUCGACUCGAAGCUCUUUUCGGUGGUGUAGCCAAAUACUACCGUCAGCUUGUUCAGCGGAAUUUACUGAACGAAGAUAUCUUGAAUCUGGAAUUGAGAGGCAGUUACGGACCACCAAGUCAUAGACCUGGAGUGGUUGCGGGAAACCUGGCAAAUACGGUGUCUGCGACUACCCCAGGCCGAUGAAUCAGUGUCCUCCUCUCCACUUUUGGGGGCUUGUUAUCUCUCCCAUCAAUGCUUCAGUUCAGGGUGCAUUUAGGUGUUGCAAAUACUGCUGUGGUUUCGCUGGAUAGUAGAUCUAGACCAAGGGACAAGAAUCAGUCCGGCACACCAGUUCACAACUCUUUUGCCG
Messenger RNA from Fimicolochytrium jonesii, 1340 nucleotides. RefSeq lists its product as uncharacterized. The transcript is spliced from 5 exons. NCBI's taxonomy places the organism in Eukaryota, Fungi, Chytridiomycota, Chytridiomycetes, Spizellomycetales, Powellomycetaceae. The coding region runs from base 233 to 1174 and encodes 313 amino acids. The record is from RefSeq and is a predicted model, not a curated record.